CUCUCAAUAUAAUUUCUGCUGAAUGUGAGCCAUUGGCCAUAUUAAAUACAAUAUCCGUUCAGUAGGUCAGAAACUUUCGAUCAGAGAGAAGUGGAUUAAUUUUUAGCCAUGUUGUCUUGUCGAGUAGUUAGUUUUGUAUUUCUGUUAUUCUGUGUCUUCGAUGUAUUUUCGCAUGACGACGUAAAUAGUUUGGAAGAUAAAAGUGCUAUAUGGCCUUCAAAUGAUAGCCAAUUGAUAUUUGCGCAUGUUAUCUAUCGUCAUGGUCAUCGAAAUACACUUGAUUAUUCAGACAUUUAUCCAAACGACCCAUAUAUUAAUGAAACUCAUUGGCCUGGUGGAUUUGGAGCACUCACAAAUGAAGGUAAAAGACAACAAUUUAAAUUGGGACAAUAUUUCCGAAGAAGAUAUCACAAACUUCUUGGUGAUAAAUAUUCACCAAAAAAAGUGUUUGUACGUUCCACUGACAAAGAUCGCACUUUGAUGUCGGCACUUGCUAAUUUAGCAGGUUUAUUUCCACCACACGCUGAAGAGAAAUGGCAUGAGGAUAUUGCAUGGCAACCGAUUCCAGUUCACACAAUACCUCUGAAUUUGGACUAUGUGUUGCGUGGGAGUAGUAAUUGUCCAAGAUAUUCUGCCGCUCUCAAGAAAUACGAAAGUGAGUCACCAGAAGUGCUGCGUAUUUUUGAAGAAAAUAAAGAAAAUAUCUUAUACUGGUCGAAAAUGUGCGGAUCGAAUUUGACGACCAUUGAUGAUCUUUACUGUUUAUAUGACGUACUACUUGUCCAAAGUUUCCAUAAUAAAACACUUCCCGAUUGGGCACGAAAAGCAAUCGAACCAAAUGGUGCUUUAGAGUCAAUUAAUGAUUUUAGCUUUAAGAUGUUGACGAUUACAAAAGAGUUGGCUCGACUACGAUCUGGAUUUUUGAUUAAAGAAAUGUUCCAACGAUUCGCUAAAAAGAUAAACUCAACUUUGGAGCCAAAUUGUUCAUUGUGGUUCUACUCUGGUCACGAUGGGACAGUUGCUAGUCUUCUGGAUAGCCUUGGAGUUUUUGAGGCACAUUUACCACCAUUUGCAUCGAGUGUACAUUUGGAAUUAUACAAAGUUGGCGAAGAAGAGCAUUACAUUCAAAUCUUCUAUAGAAAAUCUGAGGAAGAAAUCCUUUUGCCAUUGAAUAUACCGAAUUGCGGGGAAAAGUGUUCGCUGAAUCAAUUAUAUAAUUUGUAUAAUGAUAUUAUACCUGAUCAUGAUCAUGACACUGAAUGCCGUCUUACCAACUAAAUACGGCUGAAAAUGUUCAAUGAAAUUAUUUUGAUAAAGUAUUUCGAAAUGAUCCUAUAAUUAUAAUUCAAACCAUCGAUGAAUGCUCCAAAAAAAAUUCUAAACAUUAGAAACAUAAGCGGAACUUUUAAAGAUUUUUUCGAGACUCUCUCAUUGAUGGUAGUACUUUUUGAUCAGCGAUUAACAAUGUUAUAUUUUAUGUUCACAACUGAUAGCACAGUUUUUCUAAAUCUCAUUUUUUACGACUUGUUACCAUGUUGAGAAUCAAAUAAACGCAAAUAAAAAUUCUUA
This is a messenger RNA of Contarinia nasturtii (swede midge), 1569 nucleotides long. Its product is annotated as prostatic acid phosphatase-like. Gene Ontology annotation, biological process: dephosphorylation. The transcript has 5 exons. Bases 109 to 1278 code for a protein of 389 amino acids. Lineage: Eukaryota; Metazoa; Arthropoda; Insecta; Diptera; Cecidomyiidae. Gene Ontology annotation, molecular function: phosphatase activity. The record is from RefSeq and is a predicted model, not a curated record.